Oppia nitens is the source of this 1481-nucleotide messenger RNA. Its product is annotated as epoxide hydrolase 1-like. NCBI's taxonomy places the organism in Eukaryota, Metazoa, Arthropoda, Arachnida, Sarcoptiformes, Oppiidae. The transcript has 6 exons. Gene Ontology annotation, molecular function: epoxide hydrolase activity. Gene Ontology annotation, biological process: epoxide metabolic process. The record is from RefSeq and is a predicted model, not a curated record. The coding region runs from base 24 to 1442 and encodes 472 amino acids.
UAAAAUUUACUUAAUUAAAAAAUAUGGGUAUUUUGGGAAAGUUAUUAACGCUGACAAUACUUGUUGCUGUCGGUGCAGUAGUUUAUCAGUUAUUGCUAACACCAGAACCAGAAGUACCUAAAAUACCGGAGCAAUGGUUCGGUAAAAAGCAACUGAAAGCCGGCGAACCCAUACCUAAGGAUCCGUUGACUAUCAAUAAGUUUACAAUCAAUGUAUCGGAUGAGGUAUUAACAGAUCUCAAGCAUCGUCUAGAUUUGGCCCGUUAUGUAGAGCCAAUACCCGGAACUCAAUUCAACUAUGGAUUUAAUGGCAAUUAUCUGAAACAAGUGGUCGACUACUGGAAAACAAAGUAUGAUUGGCGUCAACAGGAAAAAGAGUUAAACAAAUUCAAUCACUUUAAGACACAAAUCAAUGGAAUUGAUAUACACUUUAUUCACGUAAAGCCAUCAAAACCGGCAAAAACUGUCGUUCCUAUUCUGAUAAGUCACGGAUGGCCGGGAUCUGUAUUGGAGUACUAUAAGGCCAUACCAUUAUUGACUGAACCGACAAAUGGUGUGGCAUUUGAAGUGAUCUGUCCAUCAAUUCCUGGUUAUGGUUGGUCUGAAGCACCGCAUCAAACGGGCUUCAAUGUACCGCAAACGGCCCGUAUAUAUGUAAAACUAAUGGAAAGACUCAAUCACAAGACAUUUUUUGUUCACGGAGGUGACUGGGGGUCAGCCAUUGCCCAGUCUAUGGCCAUAUUAUAUCCAGAAAAUGUUCGCGGAUUACAUACAACGUGGGGAUCAAUGCCCAGCAGAGGACUGCCGCUAAUAAAGACAAUAAUUGGCGCGUAUUUACCGCAACUGGUCUUCGAUAACCCCGAAUCCGACUAUAAGAUGGUGUUUCCGUUUUGGGAAAAAUUUAAAUUUAUGGUCCGAGAAUCGGGAUAUAUGCACCUUCAGUCCACUCGUCCCGACACAAUAGGUGCAGCACUUGUGAACAGUCCAGUCGGUUUAGCCGCUUAUAUAUUGGAAAAGUUUUCCGUUUGGACUAAUCCAGCCUUUUUGGACAAACCGGACGGCGAGCUGACCAAAAAGUUUACAUUAGACGAGUUGUUGACCAAUAUUAUGAUAUACUGGACGUCCAAUAAUGUGGCCUCAAGUAUGCGAUACUAUAAGGAAAAUAUUCCGCUAUUAUUUACCGACUUUAGUCUCGAUAGAUUUUGCAUCAAAGCCAGUGUGCCGUCAGCUGUGGCCGACUUUCCCAAUGAGUUGCUACGAUCUCCACAGUCACUGACCAAAUAUCACUACGAAAAUCUGAUACAAUACACAUCAAUGCCCAGAGGCGGACAUUUUGCCGCUUUUGAAGAGCCAAAACUGGUGGCCGACGAUAUCAAAACAUUUGUGGCCAAAGUGUUGGCCUUAGAGUUGGCACAGAAGUCAAAACAAAAUACUAAAAUAUAAUUGUUUUUUUUUUAAUAAACGAAUACUUAUAAGCUGUUA